CAUAGCCUUAGGUUUUUUCCUUCGCACGCCGCAACUCGUGCUCAGUCCAAUCGCGCCGCCGUAUUCCUCUUUUCCGGCUGCGCUGCUCCACCCUGUCCGCUGCUGUGCUUGGCUGCCGCAUUCCCUUGCGUGUUGUUUCUCUGCUGCCGCUGCUCUACGUCUCUACCUGAUCUGCGAGAGAUCGAUCUCGAUCUGACUCCAUCGUCGUCUGCGAGAGAUCGGGUUCGAUCUGGACAAGGACUAGUGGGAGCAACAUCUCUGUUCCCGCCCGGAUUCCGCCCAAACCGUCGCUCCCCGCCGGUCGUCUACAGCUGCCGCCGCCGGCCGCCAGCCCUGUCCGCUUGCCCACUCCGCGCCUCUGCUCUCAAGCUCGGCCGCCGCUGCGCAUCCGCCCCGCCCGUCGCCGCGGCCCGGUUUCAUGACAUAGGCCGACUGGGGAUUGCCUACCGUGUCAUGCUCGAGGCCAGACCCAUCAUCAUUAUCAUGAAGUGGUUGCACGACAUUGGGGUAUGUGCCGCACGAGGACUUCCCGCACCAUGCAGCUGCUAGCCAAGCACUGGCACAGAAACAUGGCAGGGGUCGAAGCCGUGCUGCCACUCCAAGGAGGAGAACCUGGUCGUCUACAAGCAUGUCCCCAGCUGCAGCCUCUUCCAAAUCCUACACGGUUGAUAAAAUUUCCUAUUCAGCUCAAAGAGGUCCUGCGGUACAGCCUGGGAAAUAAAGGCGAGUCAAUUUGUUCAUUCGCUUUGGAUGACAAAAAAAAAAUGAGAACGAAAAUAUGCUCCCAAACAAUGCUUCAGAUCCUAAACAGGUGCAGGUUGUUCAAGCAAUUUACGAUGUCGGGGAAGCAAGAACUCAUGGUUUACGGAGGUCUAUAUUUGAGAGGUUUGACCGUGACCGAAGUGGAUUGGGACAUGAGCAAAGCAGUCGAAUAUGACAACUUUAUUGAGUGUUGCCUUACAGUAAAGGUAUUUUCCAUCAUUAUACUACAGAAAGAAAUAGAUUAUAGUUUGGUGCGCUAUUGCUAUGUCCGCCUCACCUUUCUACUCGGCAGCAUAUUGCCCCGGCCUGCGGGCACUGUCAGCUUGAUGGAUGAUGAUGAUUUAAUAGUCAAGGGGCUUCCACAACUCUCUGCCAUCUGUGUUACCAUUAGCAGAAGGUAUAUGCUCGAAGAAGCUAUCAAGCGGAUCGGUGGUACAAUUCAUGCAUUCAAACUUACUGAUGAUGAUGACACCACAGGAAUGGCAUCAGUGAAAAUCAAUCUCCAGCCCCACAGCAAAAGCAUGUUGCCAACCCAAUAGGUGUUCUUUGGAGAAUCAACUCAGCUUGCCGGCGAUGCUAUUGAAUCAACAAGUUCUGUUGCUUUGGCCUAUCUGGUGACCAUGGGCAUAGUUACAAUAGACGAUUCCAACUCGGCGGACUGGUCAUCAUAUGAUUGUGCAGAAUCCUUUCAGAAUCAGCUCGCCUCCUUGACCGCGACAAAAAAGGGCCUCAUUCAGAGAGCGGCGAUGGUAGCAGUCCAGCACCUAAAUGUGUCAACGAAUUAGAGAAUGGCCUCAACGACACUGCCGGCUCGCUGCCACCAAACGAAGAAACAUCAAACAAUGAAACGGAUCACAGGCCCAGCAAGAAAACAAAGUCUGACAUGGAAAGCUUGGCUCAUGAACAAAGCCGGAAGGCUCGCACUAGUCAAGUCGGUGCUGAGUGCUAUCCCAGUCCACCAGCUGCUCGCCUUUGCCCCGCCCAAGAAGACACUAAAGCAGCUCGAGAAAAUCCAGCGGGGCUUUUUGUGGGCCGGCCGCGCCGUCGCCAACGGAGGAAACUGUCAUGUCAAUUGGUGCCGCGCCUGCCGCCCCGUGGAAUAUGGUGGCCUUGGGAUCCGAGACCUGGAGCGCGCAGGCCUUGCACUACGGCUGCGAUGGAUGUGGCUCGCCCGCACGGACACGGACCGCGCGUGGCAAGGCCUUGAUCUCCAGUUCUCCAAGGAGGAGCGUGCACUGUUCUUUGCAUCCACUACUAUGAUGCUCGGCGAUGGCCGGACAACACUCUUCUAGGACGACCGAUGGAUCAGCGGCCAAUCUGUCCGCGAGAUUGCCCCCCUGCUAUACCAAUGCAUACCCAAGCAGCGACGCAAGACACGAACAGUGGCCGAUGGACUCAACGGGAACACUUGGGCCCGAGACAUCCAAGGAACCAUCGGGAUACACGAGAUUGGCCAAUACCUGAUGCUAUGGCAGGCGAUACAGCACUUCACCCUAUCGGAAGAAACUGACCGACUGCUUUGGAGAUGGACAACAAGCGCUACAUAUUCGACCCAAUCUUGCUAUGCAGCCACCUUCCAGGGAUCUACAUGCCGCCACUUGUGGAAGCUGAUUUGGAAGAGUUGGGCGCCACCCCGCGUCAAAUUCUUCCACUGGCUUGCCUACCAGGACCGAUGUUGGACGGCGACAAGACUUGCCAGCCGCGGCCUGUAGCACCACCCUAGGUGCCUCCUCUGCGAUCAAGACCCGGAGACCAUCCAACACCUGCUACUGACAUGCCCGUUUGCUAAGCAGAUCUGGCACCGCACCCUAGACUGGACGCACAUCCCUGCCCAAACGCCGGCCAAUGACACCACCUUGAUGGACUGGUGGCUGCGGGCGAAGGCGCAAACCCCUCCAACGCUGCACAAAGCUCUGCAAUCGAUCACACUGCUCGUUCCCUGGAUGAUCUGGAAACAGAGGAACGAGUGCGUCUUUGACAAUGCAAGACCAUCGAUAGAUGCGCUAGUUGAUAGGAUUAAAGACGAGGCCAAUUGUUGGGCACAAGCUGGGGCAUAGGGGCUGCAAGUAGUCUUGCCCGCCUCCUGGGAUGUCCACUGAUCGGAGGAGCUAGGACCCUGUAAAUAUAACCUCCUAGGAGGCAUGUACUUUCCCACCUUUUCAAUGCAAUGAAACGCAAAAUCGCUUUGCGUUUUCUCGAAAAAGAAAAGAAAGUCUCAGCCUACUGCGUGUGUUUUAUUUGUGUGUUGCAUUCAUCAUCGCAUCAUUCGCAUUGCAUCGGCACUCUGUUGCCGUCAUUGUUUUUCAAACUUGCAUCCGCUCGUAGUUGCCGCGUCCCCCCUUGCGUUCGUUGACCAUUCUGAGCCUAACCGGUUUUUUUCGAUUCUCUCUUGUCUGACCGUUUGACCCUCUCUGCACAACCACCGAGCCCCUCGUGUGCGCUUCCGAAACUGUCCCGAACCCGAACCGUUCAGUCAUCACCGUUGCAUACAGAUCAUCCCCAAACAUCUACAAAACAUCUCCGUUUUCUUAAUUGGGCUCUCUAACCUAUUUAUUCUCGGACCGUCCGAUUAUAAUCGGAGGGCCUGAAUAGCCCCUAAACUAAUCUACCAGCUAUAUAACCAGACAAACCCUAAAAUCUAGGGAGAUGUCCCAUCCAUCCCCGCCGCCACACUCCACCUUUGUCGUCUCCCACCUCGGGAUCUCCUCAUUCCCAAAUCCAUCGAUCCACCCAACCAGAGCUCCUCCUGCCGACGCCCUCCGCCACCCAGGCGAGUCCCCGAGCACCUCUCCUCUCGUCCCCGCU
This is a messenger RNA of Aegilops tauschii subsp. strangulata, 3567 nucleotides long. The record is from RefSeq and is a predicted model, not a curated record. NCBI's taxonomy places the organism in Eukaryota, Viridiplantae, Streptophyta, Magnoliopsida, Poales, Poaceae.